GUGACCUUCAGUGAUGUGCAUGUGAAAUUCAGCCAAGAAGAGUGGGCCUUGCUGGAACCUUCCCAGAAGCAACUCUACAAAGAUGUGAUGCUAGAGACCUGUGAAAAUCUCACUGCUAUAGGCUACAAUUGGGAUGACCAUAAUAUUGAACAUUUUCAAAGUUCUACAAGUAAUAAAAGGCAUGAAAGCAGUCAUACUGGAGAGAAACCCUUUAAAUGUACUCUAUGUGGGAAAGCCUUCCCCUAUAUCACUGUACUCAUAUGGCAUAAAAGAACACACACUGGAGAGAAGCCUUACAAAUGUAAUCAAUGUGGUAAAGCCCUUGCAAAAAGCAGUCAGCUCAUACGGCAUAAAAGAACACAUACUGGAGAGAAACCUUAUGAAUGUAACCAGUGUGGUAAAGCCUUUGCAGAAAACAGUCAUCUCAUAAGCCAUAAAAGAACACACACUGGAGAGAAACCUUAUGAAUGUAACCAGUGUGGUAAAGCCUUUGCACAAAACAGUCAUCUCAUAAGCCGUAAAAGAACACACACUGGAGAGAAGCCUUACAAAUGUAAUCAAUGUGGUAAAGCCUUUGCAAAAAGCAGUCAUCUCAUGAGCCAUAAAAGAACACACACUGGAGAGAAACCUUAUGAAUGUAACCAGUGUGGUAAAGCCUUUGCACAAAACAGUCAUCUCAUAAGCCAUAAAAGAACACACACUGGAGAGAAACCUUUUGAAUGUAACGAGUGUGGUAAAGCCUUUGCAGAAAACAGUCAUCUCAUAAGACAUAAAACAAUACACACUGGAGAGAAACCUUAUGAAUGUAACCAGUGUGGUAAAGCCUUUGCACAAAACAGUCAUCUCAUAAGCCAUAAAAGAACACACACUGGAGAG
Messenger RNA from Meriones unguiculatus (Mongolian gerbil), 876 nucleotides. RefSeq names its product zinc finger protein 120-like. The transcript is spliced from 3 exons. Gene Ontology annotation, biological process: regulation of transcription by RNA polymerase II. NCBI's taxonomy places the organism in Eukaryota, Metazoa, Chordata, Mammalia, Rodentia, Muridae. The record is from RefSeq and is a predicted model, not a curated record. Gene Ontology annotation, molecular function: DNA-binding transcription factor activity; RNA polymerase II cis-regulatory region sequence-specific DNA binding. The annotation marks the transcript as partial.